This is a messenger RNA of Lynx canadensis (Canada lynx), 930 nucleotides long. RefSeq names its product dynein heavy chain 14, axonemal-like. Gene Ontology annotation, cellular component: dynein complex. Gene Ontology annotation, biological process: microtubule-based movement. Gene Ontology annotation, molecular function: dynein light intermediate chain binding; ATP binding; dynein intermediate chain binding. The record is from RefSeq and is a predicted model, not a curated record. The coding region runs from base 1 to 930 and encodes 309 amino acids. Lineage: Eukaryota; Metazoa; Chordata; Mammalia; Carnivora; Felidae. The transcript has 7 exons.
AUGCACAUGGAUGGGAGCACUGUGCUACCGUGGUCUGUGCAGGACUACCUUGAAACUAAAAGAAUGAUUUUCCCCAGAUUUUACUUUCUCAGCAACACUGAACUUCUCGACAUCAUAGCGAAUAGCAGAAAUCCAGAGUCUCUACAGCCUCAUCUUGCGAAAUGUUUUGAAAAUAUAAAACGGUUACUGCUGUGGAAGCAAGAAAUUGGGCCCCCUGCCGUCAUAAUGCUCAUAUCCGCUGAAGGAGAGUGCCUUCUGCUGCCCAAGUACGGCCCCGUUGUGAAUGUCCCCAAGUUAGCCAGGUCCUGCUGCCACACUGGUCCAGUUUGCCAGCCAGCCUUUGGCGUGUGCUUCCUGAUAUUUGUAAGUCAAGGGGUCGAAGACUGGAGCUACCAGACUUUUUCCGUGUGGGUGGUGUCUCAUCCGGGACAAGUGGUCCUCACAGUGAGCCAGAUCAUGUUUUCUAAUGAUUGCAUCAGAAGUUUUGCGAGUUCUCGUUCAAGAGAGGAGCUGGAGAAAGUCCGUGCUGGUCUGACGGGUCAGCUGGAGGAGAUUUCGGAGCUUGUGGCGCUGGGUUGCGGUAACGCGCGCACGAAAGCCGUCCUGGGGGCGCUGCUCACGCUGUACGUUCACUGCAGAGACGUAGUGGGGCACCUGCUGCUGAAAGGGGUCUUCAGUGCAGAUGAUUUUGAGUGGACAAGACAUUUGCAGUAUCAGUGGAACGAAAAACAACAGCUGUGCUACGUGUCCCAAGGCGAUGCCAGCUUUACUUAUGGCUACGAGUACCUGGGCUGUACCCCCAGACUGGUCCUCACGCCCCUCACCAACAGGUGCCAGCUCACGCUCACGGGGGCUCUGCUCUUGAAUCUCGGAGGCUGCCCCUCUGGGCCCACCGGGACGGGCAAAACAGAGAGUGUCAAAGAUCUAUAA